AUGUUUCCUUCCACAGCGCUCUUCGAUGAAAUAGAUUGUCCCUUUUUUCAGUCUGGACGAUGUCAGCGACCUUACUGUUUGUACAAUCACAGCAAAGACAAUACUCCUGGCAUGAUGAAAACCACAGGUCUUGGAGAUCCUAAAGUGACCUCUGCCAAUGGAGCCUCCCACACCACCGAGGACAGUUAUGCUUGUCUUGAGGAACUGGAGAGAAUCAACAAAGAAAUAGAGGCGGUGAGGAGUGAGGUGGAGAAAGAACAAAAAAGACUGUCUCAGUAUCAGACAUCACAGUCUCUUACACAAACAGGCCAUUGCUCUGGAAAAUAUUUGCGAACCACCAAGAGUAGGACUAAAGACCAAAAUGGUAACUAUUUGAAAUGCAAAAAGCCUGUUUGCUCAACCAGUGGUCAGAAGUAUGUGGUUGACCGUGCCAAACCCAAGACUGAUUUGGAAUAUGACCCCUGUUCCAAUUUCUCAGCAGACUUGCUAUCUAGCAGCUCAGCAGAAUGCAAGCUGAAGUCAACCAACAAAGUUGAUAUUGAUCAGAGUCUAAAGAGUAAACAAACCAGGAAAAAGGUUCAACCUCUGUCGUCUCAUUUUGAUGACUCUGAAGAUGAAGGUACUUUGGUCAUUGACAUUCCAUCUUUAACAAAAGACCACAGUAAACAUAAAGCCAAACAGAAGAGUGCAAUAACUAAACCACCACAUAUACUUGAGAGGAACGGUGCAGUUAACAAUGAUCUUUCAAAUCAACAAACAAAACUCAAUCAGCACAAAGAAAAGUCUUCUGAUGGACUUCCAAGCCAUGAAAUGAAACGCACUGUGGAUGACCAGGAGAACGUAAGGACCUUAGUGAAACCUAUGAUAAUCACAGACGAGCAAGAAUCUUCUGAGGGUGAACUUGUCAUUGAUGUGUCGCAAUUUGAAGAUGAGCAUAAGCUUUCAAAGCAGUGUGAAACUAAAACCAAGGAACUGCUUGACUUACCCAAAUUGUGCCCUAUUAGUAAUGCCCCAGCUGAGAAUUAUAAAGAGGCUAAUGAUGGGCAGAUAAUUAAAGACAUAACAAUGGAAAAGCACCCAGUAAAAGAUAUUGAAGCAUUUCUGGAGGAUCUAAGUGAAGAACCUGUGGCUGAACCAAAUAACUUCACGAAUAUCAAUAUGGAAGCAUUCGUUAAGCAAAAAGAGGAAAAAGCUCACAACAUGGAGAAUAUCCUGGAUGACAUUUCCACAUGUCUAAACAAUAUGAGAAGUCAGAGUGACGAGCUCAAAUCCAUUCAAGAUGUUAAUAUGCUUCCUGUUAAUUCCGUUCAUGGAGAUGAACGUAUUUCCUCCCAAUCUCCUACAAGUGCUUUACAAAAUCUAACUUCUAGAGGAGAACCACAAAACAGCGGCAUCUCAGGUUAUGCUCUAAAGUCAGAAAUUGUAUCUUCAAAGGAGAUCUCUCAAAUGCAUCAGCAGUAUUUUCCUAUGGUUGCAUCUCAGUCCUUACCUUCAUCAUUACAUAAGGCCGAAGAGCACAGAUUCUUAGGACCACCACAUUCUCAAAGCUUGACUGAAACAUCUUGGGUGACACUUCAUAAAAGUCAUGGAGAAACAUUUGUUCAGAACACACACCUAGUUUCAGAGACUAAUUGUGGAGUUGUUUCUGCACCAUCAAAUAGUCUGCUCAACCCAAGAACUGUGGAGUCCAUUGAAAAAUUACCUACAUCAAAUGUAUCAUAUCCAGCUGCCUGUGACAUGACUGUUCCUUCACAGACCUUUGCUACAAUGGCAGGAAGUAAUAAUGAACCCAUUGUAGUUGACUCUAGUUCUGAUGAGGAGCUUAGGUACUCUGACCUAGAUCUUUCAGACACUGACCCCAUGGAAGAAUGCUACAGGAUCUUCAUGGAAGCCAACCAAAGUGAGGCUCCUGUGGUUCAGAGUGACACAUCUGAUAAAGUCGGGACUGAGAUGAAGUCCAAUCCAGCAGCCUUGCUAAAGAAAAGGGUGGCACAUGUGGCUAAGUUUGAGCCAGCCAGCAAAAGCAAAGCACAAAUUAUUGUCCCUCUUCAAGAAGGAGCCUCCCAUUUGAGUGUUCCCUCCAGAAGUCAGUUAUGUCAAAGAAGAGCAGCCAUUUUGACUGCAGCAGUGAAGGGAUGUCAGUCUCAGAUCAUUAACAGUGCUCCAAAGAAAGUUUAUACACCUAAUGUUCAUCAAUUUCAUCAAAGUACUGUGCAAAACUCAUGUGUUGGUAUCAUUCCGGUUGGUGCCGCUCUACAGCUGGGGGCAAACCUGCACUUCAUUGUACCUGAAGGAAAUUGUGCUUUACCUUUGACACUGAUUCCAACCACAAUGUCUGUCCAAAGGCCACCUCAGCCUUCUCCACCUGUUCAACUUACACCAGCUCAACAUCCUCUACAACUAGCAAAUUAUACACCAGCUAAGAGACAAGCAAUUUGUUUGUCCACACAAGACUCGACACAACAAAGAUUGAAAUACCCAAGACAUUCUGAAGCGCAGAAUAGUGCACUGCACUCCCAACCAAAUGCGAUGGGUGUCAAGCGAAAAGCAAAAGUACAUCAUGAAGUUGGGACAAAAGUUCCACACGAUGUUCGUCAACGUUAUGUGAACCUCUUUGUUGAGGAGUUCCUGAAGUCAUCUGUGACGGUGCAAGAUGCCUUUGAGAAGGCUCUGGCAGAAGAGAAAAUUGUUUAUGACCGCAGUAUCAAUAAGCUCAAGUAUCUAAGCAUAGCUGUCAAUGCGCUCAAGAGACUUAAAAACCAAAACAUCUUGCCUGCCAAAGCUCCCAGUGAGAGAGAUCAGCAUGUGUCUAGAGGCAAUGUACCACUAAAUACUCAAGCACUUCAGGGACCCGGCGAUUUGACACUUUUUGAGCAACUGAAGGAGCACAUCCUGUCUGAGGAUUUGCUACAAGUAAACAACUUCCCUCGUAAACAUCAGGACAAAGCUGACUUUGCCAUCCAGUAUGGAGAUACCAAGAAGGGCAUAAGUGACCCUUUGAAGAGAAUCUGCUGUCGAUGUGGAGCAACGUUCUCUGUCGACAGAAGUGGAAAACACAAACGCAGAGAAGAGUGUAACUAUCAUUAUGGAAAAGUCAUAGAGAAUAGAGUACCCGGAGGUGUUGAGACGCGCUACAGUUGUUGUGAGAAUGCAGUUGGGUCACCUGGAUGUCAAGUCUUCAAUCUUCAUGUGCAUGAUGCAGUAAGCCUUCAGGGCUUUGUGAGCAGUCUUCCUCAGUCUGUGGUGGGAGAAACAUAUCCAGGAGUCUAUGCCAUUGACACACAAACAUGCUACACGUCUCAAGGUCUGGAACUAGCAAGAGUGACUGUAGUGAGCAGCAGUUUACAAGUUGUCUUUGACUCCUUUGUCAAGCCUGAUAAUGAUGUCAUUGACUAUAAUACAAGGUUCUCAGGCAUCAGUGAAGCUGAUGUGAAGAGCAGCAGCUCAUCUUUGCGUGAUGUACAAGCAGUGCUUUUGAGCUUUAUUAAUGCGGACACGAUUCUGAUUGGCCAUGGCUUGGAGAAUGACUUAGCUGCCCUUAAAAUUAUUCACAGUACUGUGGUUGACACCUCUGUGGUGUUCCCCCACCGUCUGGGUCUGCCACACAAAAGAGAGCUAAACAGUCUGACUGCAGACUACCUUCGGAGAAUUAUACAAGAGAGUGUGGCGGGUCACGACACGCGUGAGGAUGCCACUGCAUGCAUGGAGCUCAUGCUCUGGAGGGUGAAAGAAGACUCCAAAGUGAAAAGAUGGUGAACUACAAUAAAGUGUAUCCGUUCACGACAUACACCUAUGCAUACAAGCUUUGUGUGGAGUGUUGGAAUUGAGUGAUUAUUUUUGUUGAAUU
Danio aesculapii is the source of this 3847-nucleotide messenger RNA. RefSeq lists its product as uncharacterized. Lineage: Eukaryota; Metazoa; Chordata; Actinopteri; Cypriniformes; Danionidae. Gene Ontology annotation, cellular component: nucleus. The record is from RefSeq and is a predicted model, not a curated record. Gene Ontology annotation, molecular function: exonuclease activity; metal ion binding; nucleic acid binding. The transcript has 17 exons. The coding region runs from base 1 to 3756 and encodes 1251 amino acids.